ACCAAUUGAAAAGUGUCCCGUUUUUUUUUUGAUCCGGGCGUGCCCAUCUCCACGAUUCAAGCAUUGCAUUCUAUCCGAGACUGCCAAAAAUCGCUUAACAAGCUCCAAUGCUACAUGGUGGCAAGGGCUGAGUCGGGGAGCCGUUUGUUGCCGCGAUUGCCUCCCGUUUGUUCUCAGCUCGCGCUUGGCUCGGCCCCUGUCCUUGGCAAACGCUGGUUGCGCGUGGGCGAGCCGCUGGAGAGGCAAACCAUACGCGUGCUGGGGGCCAAAUGACACCCCAGACAACAAAACAGCAGGGUAUCCCCUCCUUGCCACACAACGGCGCAGCGCACGUCAGCCCUGCCUCUCGCCUGUCCGGAGGAGGCGCCCGGUCCAGGCGGCUGGUGGAGAGGAUGAUGGGGGCUAAAGUGAAUGGACCGUUGUUGGUUGGCUUGCAGCGCCCGCAGGCGCGCUCCAGCGUGUCGUGGGAACCGGCGGGAUCCCUGCUGCGGAUCCGGUCCGUGGACGCUCUCUGCAGGAGGAAUUGACCAAUAAAAUGGCGAGUGCACUUCUUGGCGACCCCCUCGAGGCUGGGGUUCGGGUGCUGUUGGUGGCCCGCAUCUGGUGGCGCCUCUUGGGACGCGGCCUGCUGGCCGCCCUCGGCCAGGGUCCCGGUGAAUAAUGAGAUUGCUAUGUGCUACUGAGGCGCGAUGCAUAUAAGAUGGCCGCCCCCCAAAUCGUGAUGGCUUCAGCAUUUGCUAUUUAGAGUGUGUCACUUGCUUGGCCUCACGUUCUGCCUUCAACUUAAUAGCAAGGCCCCAAACCUAACACAUAAUGGUUCUCCCCAUUCUACUCCUCGCCCUUGCCCCAGUGGCAGCGGGCAGCGUUCUGCCCCGGCAGCAGAACACUACCGCGUACUGCGGUAUGGUCAGCACCGAGGCCAAGGCGCAGACCAAAGACGUCGCAACUGUGGCCCCUUCUGUGGCAUUGAACUGCCUACACUCUAUAGAGGUUGACACCGGGAGAGACGUCGGGCUUAUUGACUACCUUUCACCUUACCUCCAGGAGCUCAGCACUCUCGGCUACCUGAAGAGCCCGCCGCCUGGGUAUUUGGUACCUGGAGUCGACCUGGCUGGCGCCCUGAGCGAGAUGAGGAAGAAACUCGUCGACGGAAAGUAUUCAAACCAAUACCAGUUCAUGAGCGAGCUUAGGGGUGUGUUCAAUGCCGCUUCCGAGGGUCAUUUGUUCUAUCUCCCUGCCCUGCUUACCGCCCUCCAAUUUCUUCGCGCCGUGCCUAUCACAUCGGUUUCCAGCGAUGGAAUUCAGCUUCCGAAGAUCUACGCCGCGACGGAUAUCUCCAAGGGAGCUGGCGCUGGAUUCACGCCUUCCGAGGUGAUCGAGAUCGACGGCGAACCGGUUCAGGCGGUGCUCCGCGCCGCCUCCUUUGAGGUUGCAAACCGAGACCCGGAUUCCAAGUACAACGAGCUCUUCGAGAAAGGGACAAGGCCUGGCCACUUUGUCACCGGCUUGCGUGAACUUCGGGACAACACGACUUUCAAGUUUGCCAACAACACCAUCCGCACUUUCCCCAACUAUGCGGCCCUCGCCCGCGAAGAGAUGCGCAUCUGGAACAGCAUAAACACCGGCGCGGACGUGCAUCGGGUGUUUGAGCUUCCUGGCGGCGACGGCAGCGCAGAGAGCCUCGCGCACGCAAAACGCCAUCUCGAAAACCCGCUGCUGGCCCACCAAAGGCCGCUUGACCGCCGCCAGUCCCCCACCGGCGCCCUGUCGGGGAAGGAGGAGAUCGUGGAGAAGGACAAGUGGGGCACCACGUUUGGCAUCUUCCUCGGAGGAGACAGCAAGUACCGCGACACAUGUGUCCUGAGGGUCCUGACUUUCAGCCCUGAUGCGAAGCUCAAUGUCACUGAUGCCAUGCUCCGCGCCGAGAUGCGGAGGCUGGUGAGGUCGCUGUCCAAGAAGUGCAAGGACAGCGGCCGCACCAAGCUCAUCGUCGACUUGCAGGGUAACGGCGGCGGCGCCUUCUGGUCCGGUCUUGAAAUGUAUCGGAACCUCUUCCCCAAGUCUGAGGCGUUCCAGGCCAUCAGGUGGCGCGCAACGCCGGCCAUGCAGCACUACUCGAACAGCGUCUGGGGCACGAAGUUUGAGCUGGAUCUCUGGGGCGGGGCCAAGACGAUGAAGUUCACAAACUUCAGCAGCUCCGCCGACCUCUUCGGCCCCGACAAGACGGUCAAGCAGGACAGCGUUACCAACCGGGCCCUGGUGGACGCUAGGACGACCGAUGACGGCGCCUUCACGUUGAUGGGAUUCGACACGUCCGACACCGGGGCGCCGCAGGAGCCGCCGUUCAAGCCCGAGGACGUCAUAGUCGUCACCGACGGGGGCUGCGCGUCCACGUGCGCGGGCAUCGCCGGCCUCAUGACCAGGGAGGCCGGCGCCCGCUCCAUCGCGCUGGGCGGGAGGCCGCAGGAGAGACCCAUGCAGGCCAUCGGCGGCACGCGCGGCGGCGAGGUCCGCCAGCUCGACUUUUUGAGGGAAAUGGCGACCUCACCCACAAUGCCGCCCGCGCCGUCGGGCGUCAAGCUGCACCCCGUCGCGAGCCCGCCCCUGGAGCCGACGGACCUGGCCGGGUCCGCCAGCAUCAACUGGUACAACGAGUACCCGAUCGGGGCGCCGGCGGACGCGCCGCCGCUGCAGUUCGUCUACGAGGCCGCGCACUGCCGGCGCUUCUUCCGGCCCGAGAACCUGCGCGACCCGCAGACGGUGUGGCAGGACGCCGCCGACGUGGCGUGGAGGGGCGCCAAGUGCGUCAAGGGCAGCACCGUCAACGCGGACCAGACCAUGCCGGCCAGGGGCGGGCUCGAGAACACGCCCCCCUACUCGGACGCCGUCCGGUUCGAGGCAAAGUACACGGGGCCGGGCGCCGUCAACAACGGGGUGGCCCCGAGCGGGACGCCGCCCGUCUGGCGCGCCGGGAACGGGGCAGGGGCCACAGGCAGCGACGCCAAGAAGGACGCCGCCGGGUCGCUCAGGGCCUCGGCCGUGGCUGUCAUGGCCGCUGCCGCUGCCGCCGCGGCGAUGCUGCUGGCUUAAUCACGAAGCGAAUGAUGACUUUUUACAUAUAGCAAGCGUGGUUUAGAAUUUCUUAUAGCCAUAAUGGAUAAUCCGUACUCUGCCAA
Messenger RNA from Gaeumannomyces tritici R3-111a-1, 3176 nucleotides. RefSeq lists its product as hypothetical. The transcript has 3 exons. Gene Ontology annotation, biological process: proteolysis. The coding region runs from base 814 to 3090 and encodes 758 amino acids. The record is from RefSeq and is a predicted model, not a curated record. Lineage: Eukaryota; Fungi; Ascomycota; Sordariomycetes; Magnaporthales; Magnaporthaceae. Gene Ontology annotation, molecular function: serine-type peptidase activity.